This is a messenger RNA of Propithecus coquereli (Coquerel's sifaka), 1425 nucleotides long. RefSeq names its product BPI fold containing family B, member 1 (gene BPIFB1). The record is from RefSeq and is a predicted model, not a curated record. Bases 1 to 1425 code for a protein of 474 amino acids. The transcript has 15 exons. Gene Ontology annotation, molecular function: lipid binding. NCBI's taxonomy places the organism in Eukaryota, Metazoa, Chordata, Mammalia, Primates, Indriidae.
AUGGCCGGCCCGUGGUUCUUCACCCUCCUCUGUGGUUUACUGGCAGCCACCUUGGUCCGAGCCACCCUCAACCCUGCUGUGGUUCUCAACCUCGGCGCAGAAGUCAUCAGAGAAAAGCUGACACAGGCGCUGGAGGACCACAGCGCCACCGCCAUCCUCCAGCAGCUGCCGCUGCACAGAGCCUUGCGAGAGGAGCCGGCCGGGGUGCUGAGAAGCCUCGUGGACGCUGUCCUGAAAAACAUCAUCUGGCUAAAGGUCACCUCAGCUAACAUCCACCAGCUGCAGGUGCAAGCCUCAGCAAAUGCCCAGGAGCUAGUCGUCAAGAUCCCCAUGGACAUGGUGGCUGGAUUUAACACGCCCCUGAUCAAGACCAUUGUGCAGCUGCACCUGGAGAGCGAGGCCCAGGCCUUCAUCCGACUGCAGACCGGAGCCAGCGGCCCCACCCGCCUCGUCCUCCGCGGCUGCGCCACCAGCCCAGGGGGCCUGCGCAUCAGCCUGCUGCAUAAGGUCUCCUUCCUGGUCAACCCCUUAGCGAACAAGGUCAUGAAGCUCCUGGUGCCAGCCCUGCCCAAACUGGUGAAAAGCCAGCUGUGUCCCGUGAUCGAGCUGGCCUUCAAUGACAUAUAUGCAGAGCUCCUGGAGAUUAUUAGGGCGCCCGUUUCCCUCGGCCCUGACCGCCUGGAGUUUGACAUUCUGUCUCCUGCCAUCGAGGACAAUGUCAUCCAGUUCAACCUGGGGGCCAGGCUGUUGCACUCAAAGGGAACGGUGACCGUGACCAAGUGGUUCAACAACUCUGUGGCUUCCCUGACGAUGCCCACCGCGCACAGUGCCCCGUUCAGCCUCGUCGUGAGGCAGGACGUUGUGAACGCUGCGGUGGCUGCCUUGCUCCCUGCAGAAGAACUCAUGGUCCUGUUGGACUACGUGCUUCCUGAACUGGCCCGUGAACUGAAGUCAAGCAUCAGGGCGAUCAGUGAAAAGGCUGCAGAUCAGCUGGGGCCCACCCAAAUUGUGAAGAUCGUAACUCAGGAUACCCCCGAGCUCCUCCUGAGCCAAGGCAGUGCCAAGGUGGCCCAACAGAUUGUGCUGGACUUGUUCCCCACCAAUGAAGCCCACCGCCCCUUCUUCACCUUGGGCAUCGAAGCCAGUUCGGAAGCUCAGUUUUACACCAAAGGUGACCGACUUAUGCUCAACUUGAAUGAACUCAGGUCCGAUCGGAUCCAACUGAUGAAUUGGGAUAUUAACUGGUUCGAACCUGAAAUUCUGAAAAACGUCACCACCGAGAUCCUUGUCUCCAUCUUGCUGCCAAACGAGAAUGGCAAGUUAAGACCCGGGAUCCCAGUGCUGAUGGUGAAGGCCUUGGGAUUCGAGGCAGCUUCGUGCUCCCUGACCAAGGAUGCCCUCGUGAUCACCCCAGCCUCCUCGUAG